UUAAGAAACAGAAACAUUUAUUUAAAAAGAGUGCUUAUCAUGAGUGUCCUGCAAGAGUGGUGGAGAACUGUCUUCAUAGGUGAAUUUGUGUUCCAAAGAAAAGUGGGGAGAAAAGAAGAUUAGAGAAAAGCAAAUGCCCUGCUGAUCUUCAAGAAAGGGAAGAAAAGUGAUCCUGGAAGUUACUACCUAAGAUGGCUGCUGUUUGGAAAAAGAUAACUGUCGUGGGAGAUGUUGCCUGUGGCAAGACAUGCCUCCUACUUGCCUUCUGCAAGGAACAGUUUCCCAAAUGCUAUGAGCCAACAGUGUUUGAAACCUAUGUCAAUGACACCGAGGUUGAUGGGAAGUCGAUGAAGCUGAUGCUCUUUGAUGUAGCAGGGCAGCGCCAAGGUAAUUAUCAGCGCUUCCGUUCGUUGUUCUAUCAAGGCACAAAUGUCAUCUUAAUGUGCUUCUCAGUGGACAGGCCAAAUUCACUGCAGAACAUCCUUGACAUUUGGAUUCCAGAGGUCAGACUGUUCUGCCCCACAGCUCCCAUUGUUCUGGUGGCUACCAAGAAAGAACUGAGGAACGAUGAGGGUGAGCUGGAAAGACUUGCUAAACUGGAACAAGAGCCAAUAAAGACGGCAGAAGGAAAGGCCUUGGCUGCUAGCAUUGGGGCAUAUGCCUACCUGGAGUGCUCUGCAAAGACGAAAGAUGGCAUUGAGAGAGUCUUACAGAUUAUUGGUCAAGCUGCAAUACGAGAUGGAACAAAGAAGAGAAGAAAGCAUCGUGUGUUCUUCAGAUUGUUCACUUGUGGACAGAAGCAAUGAAGUAAAAAGAAUGCCAGAGAUGUGGCCAACAGUUGAGAGAAAUUUUCUACUUAGGGUGAGAUGGGGACAUCCCACCAGCAGCAGUGGUGAGUCUCCAGAAGCCAGAAUGAGAUGUAGUUGAACUUGGACACAUUAAUACAUACCUCCUUUAUUUCAAGGACGGAUAUUAAGAGCAUUGCUGGCAGUCCUGGAAAAGAGAUUUGAACUCUGGCUAUAGAUGCAAAGAUGGCUGGUAAAUAACAUGACUAGCAUUUAUUAAAGACAUACUCUACAGAUCAGAAGGUGGAUAAAAAAAACCAAUCCUGGAGUGAAUAAUUUUAGGAUCCUGAUAUCAAGGGACAAGGAACUAAUUUAUUGUGCCUAGCUCAUCGUACAAAAGGACAACAUCCUUUGGUAUCUUUCUCAAUGGCAGUUCCAUCACUGAAGCAUCUUGGUUAUUGUCCCACUGGAGGAAACAAAAUCAGAGUAACCAAAAUCUUCAUCCUGAUAUUUUAACAACAAGAAUAGCAAAUCCAAAAGAUAAUUAAGUUUCAGAUGCAUUAAACAUUUUCUUACCCAUUCUUCCCAACUGAUAAGAGUUCCACUGGCUGUAGCACUAAAGUCCGAGUGUAGAUUAGGCAUUGGUUGUUGUACCACCAUGGCUAUGAGUAAAGUUCCCUUCCUCCCUGUAGUUGCUACUAGUGGUCCUUCUUGAAGUGAGGUAGGUGCUAAUAAUUUAGUUUCCACUCUGUUCUUCCAAUACAUGCACCAAUUGAUCUUCAGCAGGAGCCAGCUAUUCAUCCCCUGACUAUUUCUUCAAUCUGUCUCUGGAUGGGUGUAGUCCCCAGCAGGUUUGUCUGUGGACACAGUUUGUCUGUCCAGGAUCUUGUUUUAAUUCAUUUAUUAUUUAGGUUUCUCAGAGUUCUUGGUGCCAGACUUAUCCUGUUAUUGGUCUUCUUUCUUACAUUCUUAUUGCUGCUUCCAACACUGAGGGUUAAACUGAAGUAAUUGAACAAACUAGUAAUUUUUAUCACCCUGUCCACUCACAUGAAAAAAUAUUCAAAUGACAAGUGGUCUGAUUUACUUGAAAGACCAAGGCAUGGAAUUUAUAACAACAACAAAAAGUUCAACCCUAUUAAUGAGAAAAUGAACUGAAGUGCUUGGAAAAGAUCUUACAGUGUAAAGUGAGUUACAAAGUAAUUGGGAGCUGACACCCAUUUGUGGAUAGCAUGGGACAUGCUGCAUCCAUGCUACAUCACUUUCUACUAGCCGUGGUAAAAUCCCCUCUACUUCAACGUGCAAUUACAUCCCAAUGGUUUAAGAAUAAUACUUUACAUUUCUAAAGCACUUUUCUUUCCAGGAUCUCAAAGCCAUUUUAAACAUGAUUUACUGAGCCACAUUCCGUCUCUCUGUGAUAGGCAGAUAGUAUCUCCAUUUUGCAAAGGGGGAUACUGAGCAACACCAAGAUUAAGUGAGUUGCCCAAGGUCAUCCACAUCCAUAGCUCUUUCCUCCGCUUUGACUCUUCUUUCUGUACUUAUUUUGUCCCUUCUCUUUUCUCUUAUAGUCUCUUCAAUUCCUCCUCUACUUCCCUUGCUACUCCCCUGCCUUUCAAAUAAUAUUUACCUGAUAUAGGUCCUAAGAUAGGAAAGGAUCCCCUGGAGGGCUCUUCAGCUUAAGUGCCUAUUGAAUUCAAAUCACAUGCUUAAGCGCUUUCCUGAAUCAGGGUCAUAAUGCUUUUAGUUAUUUUUUUAAAAUCAUAAAGAGCUUUAUU
Molecule: messenger RNA, 2557 nt
Organism: Dermochelys coriacea (leatherback sea turtle)
Lineage: Eukaryota; Metazoa; Chordata; Testudines; Dermochelyidae
Product: ras-like GTP-binding protein rhoA
Exons: 3
Coding region: 192-806 (204 amino acids)
Biological process (GO): small GTPase-mediated signal transduction
Molecular function (GO): GTPase activity; GTP binding
Source: RefSeq, a predicted model, not a curated record